Miscanthus lutarioriparius is the source of this 3138-nucleotide messenger RNA. NCBI's taxonomy places the organism in Eukaryota, Viridiplantae, Streptophyta, Magnoliopsida, Poales, Poaceae. The record is from the annotation of a GenBank genome assembly.
AUGGACGUCGCGACGGGCGCGGUGAGCACGCUACUGUCCAUGCUGGGCGACCUGCUGACGCGGGAGUACCAGCUGCAGGCGAGCGUCCGGGACGACGUCGCGUUCCUCAAGGCGGAGCUGGAGAGCAUGGAGGCCGCGCUCCUCCGGAUCUCCGAGGCGCCGGCGGACCGGCCGCCCGACGUGCAGGACAGGCUGUGGGCGCGGGAGGUCCGGGAGCUCUCCCACGACGUGGAGGACUGCGUGGAGGCCUUCCUCGACCUCCUCCAGGGCCUGAGGGGCCUCAUCGACAGGGGGAUCGGCCUGCUCAGGAGGGCCAAGAUCCGCCGCGACAUGGGCGCUGUGGUCAGAGACAUCAAGCGACGCGUCGUGGAGGUCGGCGAGCGCCGCGUCAGGUACAAGGUCGACGGCGUCGCGGCGGCGGCGAAGCCCGGCCGUGGCCCGCAGGCCUCCGACGGUGGCCUUCGGCUGUCGGCUCUGUACGCCGCGGCGACGGAGCUUGUCGGUACCCAGGCGAGGAGCCGUGAGCUGGUCCAAUUGCUGAUGGUGGAGCGCGAUGAGGCGUCGAAUCGGCUGCUGAAGACGGUCUCCGUCGUUGGUUUUGGAGGAUUGGGCAAGACGACGCUCGCUAGGAUUGUGUACGAGGAGCUGAAAGGCCAGUUCGAUUGCGCGGCGCUUGUUUCCAUCUCGCAUGAUCCUGACAUGGAGAAGGUGUUCAGGGACAUGCUCUGCCAACUCGACAAGAACCGCAACACUGACAUUGCAAUGUGGGGCGAAGCACAACUUAUCGAACAACUAAGGGAAUUCCUUCGAGACAAGAGCUACUUCAUUGUCAUUGAUGACAUAUGGAGCUGUUCAGUAUGGAACACAGUCAGGCAUGCUUUUAUUGAGAAUCAUUGUGGAAGUAGAAUAAUCAUGACAACUCGCAUCCUUGAUGUUGCCAAGCAAGCCAAUAGUAUCUAUGAACUAAGACCUCUUUCUCCUGCUGACUCAAGAAAGUUGUUCUACCAAAGAAUAUUUGGCACUGAAGAUGCAGCUCUUCCAAACCACUUAGCUGAAGUAUCAGAGAAUAUUUUGAAAAAGUGUGGCGGUGUACCUUUAGCUGUAAUUACAGUAGCCAGUCUAUUAGCAACUAAAAUGAGAAAGGAAAACACUGAUAAGUACUGGUAUCAAGUGUAUCAAUCCAUGGGUUUUGGACUUGAAGAAAGCACGGAUGUGAAGGACAUGCGAAGGAUACUGUCUAUCAGUUACUAUGAUCUGCCGCCACAUUUGAAGACUUUCUUGUUGUAUCUGACUUUGUAUUCAGAGGAUAAUGGUAUAAUAGUCGAGAAGGUGAUAUACAAAUUGAUAGGUGAAGGUAUUAUCCGGAAACAUCAUGGGAAAACUUUUUAUGAAGCGGGAGAGGAUUACUUUGAAGACCUCAUUAAUAGAAGUAUUAUCCAACCAAUGCUUUUUAACCAUGGGAGUAAGGUAUGGUCUUGUUUUGUGCAUGACAUGAUGCUUGAUCUAAUUGCUUCCGUAUCGGAGGAGGAGAAUCUUUUACAAGCACUUGGUGGUUCCCAGACGAUGUGUGAGCCAACAAGUAAAAUCCGCCGAUUGUUCCUACAAAACAUGAAGGUCGAAGAUGUCAAGAAGGUGGUGGAUAACAGUCACUGCAAGCACAUCUGCAAUUUGUAUCACCUGAGAUAUCUAAAGCUAUCUUUGACAUCCAUCACUGAGAUACCAAAUGAGAUUGGGAACCUACAGCUUCUGCAGUUCCUGGACUUGAAUAUGACCAACAUAAAAGCGCUUCCACCAGCAUUUUUCCAGCUAAGAAAACUAGAGUUCUUGUGUGUCGACAAUCGGACUAGACUACCAGAAUGCCUUGGGAACUUAAUUUCUCUACAGAAGUUAUCACCAUGUAUAACAAUCAGGUCCCCAACAAUGCUGUGUGAAUUGAGCAGGCUGACCGAGCUGAGGCGUUUGAUGCUCCGCUUCGAUGACUGGGACGACGAGAGCUAUGAGGAACCUUUUGUGCAGUGUCUAUCCAACCUGGUCAAUCUUGAAUCCCUGCAGAUAUUUGAUUGCCACAAUGGCCUUGGUUCCAAUUCCAACAUUGGCAUGUUGUUAACACCAGGGCCUCAACAGCUUCGAUCCAUGAACAUAGGGCCUGGCACCGUAGGCUGUGUGCCAAGAUGGAUGCCAUCACUCUUUGCCCUGUCCGCACUAGACAUCACACUGCUGACACUACAAGAGGAGGACCUUCAGGUCCUUGGCAGCAUACCAUCACUUCGCAGCCUCUACAUAUGGGUGAAGGAGCACAGAAAGGACAGGCACAAAAGGUUGGCCAUCGGCAGUGACGACUGUCCAUUCCGUUGCCUAACCAAGUUCAGAAUCGGGCCUGGUGCCAUGGAGGUGGAGUUUGCAGCAGGAGGCAUGCUAAUGCUCCGAACCGUUCGUUUGGACCUCCAUGUGCGGCAUACCUUGGAUCAGUUUGGCGACUUCGAGUGUGGCCUGGAGAGCCUCUCCUCGCUCGACCGUGCUGUUGUUCAUAUGAACUGUUACCGUGCAGAGCUUGAGGAGGUGGAGGAGGGGAGGCUUCGAUACUUCAGAUUCAGAAUACAGGGAGAGGGCAAGACGAAGAAGCAUCCUCAGGAAUCAGGAGGUGCUGGGCCCGAUUAUCUGAGAACCACCAAAGGCUGCUCUAACCAGCUGCAGAGCCGCUCCACAUCUCCAAUGGCCACCUUGUCCGCCAUCUCCGCCAAGGCCGGCUACUGCAAGGCACCAACGCUGAGCUGGAAGGGAAGCAGAGUUUCAGGCCGGAAUGUGGUCUCCAUGGCGACCACCCAAAGAGGCGGCCUCGUCUCCCUAAGAUCCCCACGGUUUCGUGUCUACGCGGCGAAGGCGGAGACGGUGAGCAAGGUGAUGGACAUCGUGAAGCAGCAGCUGGCGCUGGCGGCGGACGUGGGACUGACGGCGGAGUCCAAGUUCGUGGACCUGGGCGCCGACUCGCUGGACACGGUGGAGAUCGUCAUGGCGCUGGAGGAGGAGUUCAAGAUCACCGUCGAGGAGGACAACGCCCAGAGCAUCACAACCAUCCAGGAGGCCGCCGACCUCAUCGACAAGCUCGUCGACCAGAACCCAGCAGCGCCGGCGGCAUGA